Molecule: messenger RNA, 7543 nt
Organism: Oncorhynchus tshawytscha (Chinook salmon)
Lineage: Eukaryota; Metazoa; Chordata; Actinopteri; Salmoniformes; Salmonidae
Product: protein SOGA1
Exons: 14
Coding region: 352-5916 (1854 amino acids)
Biological process (GO): regulation of autophagy
Source: RefSeq, a predicted model, not a curated record
UCCAAGUGAUGCUUCAAAUUCGUCACAGACAGAACCGCUAGCUGGGCGGAGAAAUAAACCUCCGGAGCACACUGCCACUGUUCCUACCACUUCAAACCGCGCCGGGGAGAGAGUCGCUUAAUGCAAGAUAAGUAGAAGAGGGACAAAAACCUCAACGAAAGUCAUCCUAAAACCGGGGAAACAUCAUCACAACGUGUUACAACUUGCAGUUCCUGUCUUUCUACGCUGCUGCAUCCGGGUUUUUCGGGAUUGCUACAGUGUAUUUGUUUGCAGUUGUGAGACAAAUUUCAACUUCUACCUCUUCUGAUAGGGGUUUCGUUUCUGUUUUCUGUAGUUGUCAAAGCGGAAUGAAUGACAAAGACAAAGGCUGAUGUUCAUUCGCCAACUCACUUUGUCUCGCCCAAGGAAAGGAGACACAGGCACAAAAUGGAAAGCGGGACGGAGAACGCCAACGGCGGGCAGGCGCAGCCCCAACAACAGCACCAGUUCGAGCAACAGCCCGUAGUGCAGUCCAUCCAAGUGAACGAGAAGAAAAAGAUCAACCGGGCUCCGUCACCCGCUAGACCCAAGGAUGUGCCUGGAUGGUCCCUCACCAAGAUCCGGGGAGGCAUCGGUACACCAACACUGAGCGUUAAACCAGGAUCCAUACAUUUAGGCAGCCGGGUGUCCAGGCGUAGUCCAGGUAGCGGAAAAGAGACCAAAUCAGAGAAAGGAAAACUGCCCGGGAAAUCCACACUAUCGGUUGCCAGUGCCCAGAAGAGCGGCAGUAAAUCGAUGAAAGGUGGUCGGAAGAAGGUGGCGGAUGCAAGCAACGCCUCGGACGACCUGAGCAAAGACUCUGGUUGCGCCGCGGGCAAGCUGUCGCCAACGGAUAGCAGUUCUGAGAUCUCCGAUUGCGCCUCGGAGGAGAAUAAACUCUCCACCGAAGCUCUGAGUAGUGACACCGAAUCCAGCAGCCGAGGCGGGGGGGCUGAGGGCGAGAAACCGAGCAGGGACUGCGGAGAUGGACCACCGGAUAGGGGUACUCGUGGUGACCAUCAUGCCAAGACCCCCGCAGAUAAGGACCGACUCUCCUUUGGAGUGGAGACCGGGGAGGGGAGCAUUUCUCCGGGGGAUGAACGAUCUCUCACCUCGUUCGACAGCCGGGUGCCUGCCAGCACUUCCCUGGCUUUCUCCGACCUGACAGAAGAGUUCAUGGAUGGCAUGCAUGAAGAAUUUGUCAGGGAAAUCGAGGAACUGAGAUCAGAAAACGAUUACCUAAAAGACGAGAUGGAGGAACUGCGCUCUGAGAUGUUGGAGAUGAGGGACAUGUACAUGGAGGAGGAUGUGUACCAGCUGCAGGAGCUGAGGCAGCAGUUUGAGCAGGCCAACAAGACCUGCCGCAUCCUGCAGUACCGCCUCCGCAAGGCCGAGAGACGCAGCCUCCGCGUGGCCCAGACGGGACAGGUGGACGGGGAGCUCAUCCGGACCCUGGAGCAGGACGUCAAGGUGGCUAAAGACGUGUCCAUCCGGCUGCACACCGAGUUGGACUCUGUGGAGAAGAAGAGGGGUCGUCUGGAGCAGGAGAACGAGGAGAUGAGGUUCAGGCUCCAGGAGCUUGAGGUGGCCAAGCAGGUCCUGCAGGCUGAGAUGGAGAAGCAACGAGAGGUAAGACGUCAGAACUCUCUGAAGAAGCGAGGGGCUCGGCCAAACAACAAGCCAGAGAAGAAGCUGUCUCCCCAGCAGGAGGACAGUUCUGACCUCAAGUGCCAGCUCCACUUUGCCAAGGAGGAGUCAGCGCUCAUGUGCAAGAAGCUGACCAAGAUGGCCAAGGACAGCGAGGAAAUGCGGGAGGAGCUGGCCAAGUACCGUUCGAUGUACGGCGAUGUAGACGCCUCGCUCACCGUGGAGGAGGUCAACGACUCGCCCCACACGCGCGAGGCCGAGGUCAGAGUUCACCUGAAGCUGGUGGAGGAGGAGGCCAACCUGCUGAGCCGGCGCAUUGUGGAACUGGAGGUGGAGAACCGCGGCCUGCGGGCCGAGAUGGACGAUAUGAAGGGCCAGGAGCUGCCACCAGGCCUGGGGGUCGGCGGCAUGGGAGGACAUGGAGGAGGAGGUCUGGAGAACGUGAUGGAGCUCCAGAGGCACCUGCAGUUUGUCGAGGAGGAGGCGGAGCUGCUGCGGCGCUCGCUGUUAGAGAUGGAGGAGCAGAACAAGCUGCUGAUGAACGAGAUCAACCGCUACAAGUCGGAGCUGCCGCUGGCGUCGGACCCAGACCAGGACGACUCCUCGUCCAUCUCUCUCCUGGAGGACAGUCAUGGUGGGGGGGCUCUGAUCAGCACAGAGGCCCCCCAGGAGGAGCUGCUGCAGGCCGCCAGGCUCCAGAUCGGGGAUCUGAGUGGCAAGGUGAAGAAGCUCCAGUAUGAGAACCGUGUGUUGCUGUCCAACCUGCAGCGCUGCGACCUGGCCUCUUACCACAGCUCUUCCAGGCCCGCCCUGGAGACCGACGCAGAGGCAGGGGACUCAGCUGAGUGCCUCCCCAGCCAGGCUCACCGCGAGGGCCCCAUCGGAGGGGAGAACGAGCCCCUGGAGGAGAGGGAGAAGAAGACGUCCACUGGGUUUCCUGUCCCCCUGGGGCUGAAGGACCGUGAAUCCCUGCUAGCCAUGAGGGACCAAGCCCGCCUAAUCUCUACAGCCAUCCAGCUGCUGACUGCCUCCGACUCCAACUGCCCUUCCAUCUCCCUCUACCGCAAGAUCUCCUCCGGGGAGGCUGCAGAGCCAUGUGUCCCAGAGAAGAGCCAGCAGGCCCAGCCCUCGGAGCUCCAGGAUCUUCCCCUGGUGGAGGCUCUGACGGGUAGGCUGCGAGCACUGCACACCCAGCUCCAGGCUUUUGUGGAGUGGGUUGAGAGCCUAGGCACCACCCCCUCAGGGAGGGCACAGGUGGAGGGGGCAUCCCCCCUGCCUCUACUGUCCGAGGCUGGGGACUCUGUGGUGGGUGCACCCUCUGCCUCUCACCCCUGCCCUCCAGAUGACCAGGCGGGUGAGAUCCCCGCAGAGCAGAAGCAGCCCAACUUUAGGGACCAAUCAGAGCGCGAUGUGAAAGGUCAGAAGGAGGAGGGUGACAGCCGCACUGACCGCAACCAGACCCAGGAAACACAGGAGACGGACACAGCUCUGCAGAUCAGUGAGCUGCAGGCCCUUCUGUCAGAUGCGAGGGAGACGGCUCACGGGACGCAGGAGGAACUGACUCUGGAGAGACAGGCCCACCGAGACCACACCCACAGCACUUCUCAGACAGUCUCACAGCUGCAGGAGGAGCACCAGAAGGCCCUGACGCGGAGGGACUUCCAGCUGCAGAGUCUGAGUCUGCAGACGCGGCUGCAACAGAAGUUCUGGAGCCAAGAGAGGAACCUGAUGGUGCAGGAGUCCCAUCAACUCAAGCAGACCCUGCUGCUGCUGAGCCUCAAGCUGCGCUGCUUCCUCAAACAGUGGCGUCUGGGACGCAAGCUGGACACGGAGGCCAAGGAUGUCCUGGAGGUGAACAGUCUGAAGGACCUGUACCUGCUGUUGGAGGAGGAGAGUCUGGCCGCCCACCAGGGAGACAACAAGAUGGCCGCCGCAGAGGAGCAGCCCCUCAGCACCAGCAUCUCCAAGGAGCUCUGCCUGCUGGAGAAGAGCUACAAACAGACGAGGGGCGUGAGCAGCACUCUGGCGGACCUGAAGGGAGCGCUCCAGGAUCUGAGCGGAGAGCUGCGAGAGGAGCGCCAGGGCUCACAGGAACUCACCCAGCAGUUUGCCCGCGCCAAGGCCUCCUGGGAAGUGGAGAGGACAGAGCUCAAGAGCCUCAUCACCCAGCUGGAGAGCAAGUUGGGCCAAGCUGUGCUGGCCGGGGGAGAGAAGGACCUCCAAGGACCUCCCGACCUGAAGAUGGCCCUGAAGAGGGAGCGUGAGGAGUACCCGCACCUCCUGGCCGACUCGUACGCCGCCGUCAUGGACCUGACCAAGCAGCUUCAGACGGGCGAGAGGAACUGGAGCCGCGAGAAGCUGGAGCUUCUGGAGCACUUCAGUCAGGAGAGGGGCCAGUGGGAGCAGAGGCUACAGAACAAGAUGUCUCUGCACGAAAAAAACACCUCCGAAAGGGAAACUGCAACAGACGCUAUUACAAAUGGAAGCAAUUUACCAAGGACCAAAUCCAUCCCGUCCAUGCCAGAGUUAGAGGGUCUGCUGGAGGCCUGCCCUUUCCUUCCGGGUCAGGAGGUCAACGGGACAGCAAAUGAGGAGGGAGAGAAGGACCAGCCCAACACCCAGGCCCCUCCCCUUCUAGCCCACACAGACCUGGGUGACCUCACCAGGAAGAACUGGAAGUACCUGACCAAUGAGGUGGCUAUGAUGGAGCAGGGUAAUGCCCCCUUCAAGACGUGGGACUGCCCCAGCUCCCCCAGUAGUUUCCUGGGCCUGGGGAGCAUCCAGAGGAGCUACACGGCCCCCGACAAGACCGGUAUCCGCAUCUACUACAGCCCCCCUACCAUGCGCCGUAUGGAGAGCCGGCUAGCCAAGGAGAAGCAGGACAAACCUCAAGCGCAGCAAGGCCACCUGUCCCGGGCUUCAACUCCGUCAGACGCUGGGGCCCCGGAGGGCCAGCCUCCCUCUUCCUCUUUUGCCUCCUCCUCUUCGUCCUACGACCAGUGGCUGAGCUCUCUGUCCGAGCAGCACAGGGAACUUCUGGAGAACAGCAGCGGUGGCGCGGGGGUGGCGCCCUUCCAUGGCCUGGAGAUCUCUGCCAACCUCUCGGACGACAUGAAGGAGAUGACCAACUGCGUGCGCCAGGCCAUCCGCUCCAGCUCUCUGGAGAGGAAGUGCAGCAAGGACGCGGGCAGCCAGACGGUGGGGGUGUCUAGCCGCUCCACCCAGACGGCCCAGUUUGUGAGUGUGGGACUGCAGACGGACGGGCUCGGGUCUCGGGGGGUGGGGGGCCUCCACACCAAGUCCUCCUGGUCCCCCCGGCCCUCGUCCUCACUGGCCUCGGCCCGCUCACGCCACAUCUCCUCAUCCCUGGAUAAGGUGCACAGCCGCAUCGACAGGCCCUGCUGCUCGCCCAAGUAUGGCUCCCCCAAGCUUCAGCGCCGCAUCUCCGCCUCCUCCUCCAAGUUGGAAGGAGUGGGGUCGUCCUCGGCUUCCUCCCGGGAUCGCAGCCUGUGGAACCUGCACCAGCGCUCCUCGACCUCCAGCGGCUCGGCCUGGGCCCGCUCCACCACCACCAGGGACAGCCCCGUGCUCAGUGGCCUCAACGACGGCCUGUCCAGCCUGUUCAGUGUGGUGGAGCACUCAGGCAGUGUGGAGUCCCUAUGGAAGAGUGAGCCGGGGGUCAGCCCAGCCCGCCAGGCAGCAGGGAAGCCCUCUGGUCCUGCCCCCGACACCGGAGCCCAGAAAUACGGUCCCUUACAGGAAUUCUUCAGGAACGUAUGCGGUCGGACCGGAACACCCAUGCCUGGGGGAGGGGAGAGAGGGCAGAGGGAGGUGGGGGCCACGGAUGAGCCUAAGCCAGAGUGCCUCUCCGGGGCCUCGCUGGUGGGGAACGACAGUGUCACCAAGAUCGUCAACAAGAGGUUCAUGAGACAGAUGCCCAGGGAGGAGCUUGGGGCCAAUGCCAGGGACCCCACCGCCAGGGACCCCACCCCCAGGGACCCCACCGCCAGGGACCCCACCGCCAGGGACCCCUCCACCAGGGACCCCACCACCAGGGACCCCACCGUCAGGGACCCGACCAUGAGCUCUAACAUUGAGGAUGCAGUGUGUGAUUGCACCUCCCAGGCUCUGACUUCCUGCUUCGUCCGGCCCUCCCGCUCGGCCACACGCCAUUCACCGGGCCUCUGCAUCCACCUCUCCCAGGAGUCUCCAACGGCAACAGAGGAGAGAUUGGAUCCAAGCAAUGAGUGAUGGAUCAGAGAGAGCACGGAAGCUCACACUGCCACACACGCGCACACACACACACACACACACACACACACACACACACACACACACACACACGCAUGCUGCCUCGCCAACACACUGCCACAUAGGCUACAGUACUGUCACAAAAUGUACACACACACACACACACAAACAUCUUGGCUACACACACAUACAUACAUACACCUGCAAACCACCACACAAACACACUGCCACAUGCAUAAUGUACAUACACACAAUUCCCCACAAACUGCCACACAGAAUCACUGUCACACGCGCGCACGCACAGACACAGAUGUCUAGGAUUGGAACUAAAACCCAAGCAGAACGUUCUAAAGCCAAGGACAAAGGAAGACCAAUCUCCUAGGAUUCCUCUCUGACCAUCAUAUCCACUGUCAACUACCAGCAGGACAACCCCACUUCACACACAAGUCCCUAUAUAGUGCAGCAUUUAGGGAACAGGGUGCCAUUUUGGACAGUGUGUGGAUUUAUAUCAUGUCAGAACCCUCAGCACUCUACUUGACCCGGAAUUGCACAGGGGAAAACAUCCUGGACUAUUGAAUUACGACCUCUUGCCGUUGUCAACCAUCAACCAUCAAAAAACGCCUGUUCAACAUUUCUCCAUUGAAAAAACAUAUUUUUUUUUACGUCAACUGCCUGAUGUUAUGCCUGUUGUUUUUCCAAAAGACUAUAUAUGACUUAUGAUAUACAUCGCGUAUGAUAUGAUCCUAUGUUUCCUGAAGGUUGUUUGAAGGUUUGUCAUCUGCCUGCUGUUGGCACACAAUGAUAGUAUGGUGGUUAGGACUAUGAGGGGUGUCUCCCGUGUGUACUGUACUGUAGGCUGUAUGAGUAUAGGAGGAACUAUACUCUAUUUAAACCCAGCUGUAAAGAUAACUCCCUGCCAGGAAAACAACUCAAACUCCUUGUCCCAUUUCGAGACAAAAUGCAUUCCUUUGUUAAGUCACAAUUCCACUGACACUCUGGGUAAUCUGUUCAAUUGUGCGUGUGUUUCUCUUUCGUUGACUGCCGGUGUGUUCCUGUCCUCUUUUCUCCUGCUUUGUGUAACAACGUCCUCUGCAGAAGGUGGGCUCACUACUUUCUCACGUCAUCACUCAAUUCUUGAGAUCCUUGGUGUUAUAUGUUUCAUGAAAAAACAUAUCUUUAAAAUGGGGGGGGGCUUGGUUGUGAAGAGGGUUAUUUGUACCUUGAAAUGAAAUCCGAGACGAGAGAGACUGAGAAAUGGUCUAAUUAUAUUUGAUUGAUUCCUUCCAUUUUGGAGUGUCCCUUUAAGGUCUGAUAGCUGUCAGUCAGCCUGUUACUAUGGUGACUUUGAAGUGCCUGUUAGACUAGGUCAGCUCGCACCACACGGCAUUUAACAACUAGAACCCCAGAUUGUUGUUCUUGUAAUGAUUUUAGACACAAGGUGGAUAUACAGUAUACUCUUAUGUACACGUCAUGUACACAGAAGUAACAUGUCGUCACCAACUCUUAAAAGCACGGAGAGAGAGAGAGAGCGAAUGGUUUACGUUCUUUUGAUACCAAGGAACUUUUUUCAGAGAAGUAAAUUAUUUGUAAUUUUUUUUAUAUAUAUAAAUAAAUGUUUAUAUCUGUU